Lycium ferocissimum is the source of this 432-nucleotide messenger RNA. RefSeq lists its product as uncharacterized. Lineage: Eukaryota; Viridiplantae; Streptophyta; Magnoliopsida; Solanales; Solanaceae. The record is from RefSeq and is a predicted model, not a curated record. The transcript has a single exon. Bases 1 to 432 code for a protein of 143 amino acids.
AUGGUCAAGGGGAAAAAGUACAUUCUUAACCCACUAACCCCUUACCAAGUGAGUGAGGAUUAUAGAGUGAUGAGGGAGCUUCAGGAAAAGUAUCAAAGGGAAGAAAAGGAGAAGAGUGAGAAGGAGACUUUGUUGGUCAUAAGUGGAGAAGGAACAUCUCAAGAUGGUUCCAUGAAAUGUUUGUUGGCCAAACCAAGUAAUUGCUUGAAAGGAGUUGACGAGAGACACUUCAUGGUGUGUCUUGUCAACAAGGAUCUUCUCUUAAAUUCUAAUCAAGCUACUAGCACUUUGCCUAGUAGUAUGUCUUCUCUUUUGCAGGAAUAUGAAGCCUUGUUCCCGGCGGAAAUGCCCGAUGGAUUACCUCUCUUGAGGGGUAUUGAGCACCAAAUCGACUUUGCGCCGGGUUCCCAAAUUCCCAACAAAUCGGCUUAA